AUGUCGCUUUUCCGCUCUUUGCAGAACUCACCUGCCACCAUCUCCAUCUUUCACUACGCUAAGCAGCCUGCUUCUGCCAAAGUAUAUGCUACAUUGGAGAAGGCGUACUUUCGUUACAACGAGAACAAAAACCAAUUUCAGAUCGAUUUGAACGCCAAGAAGAUGCCAACCUACGACCAAUUCAAGGACAUUUACUCGCACGCUGUACACGGUGAGGCUGCGAAAGCUGUGAUUCAGACAUGCUUCCCAUUGUUAAGUGACAAGAAGACAUCUUCCCUGGCGGAACAUUUCACCACCUUCAAAAGCCUUGGAGUGAAGACUGACCGUGGCUUCAAAAUCUUUUCGGAGAACGAGUAUGUGGCCAUCCAAGAGGCCUUCUCGCAGUUGGUAAACGAGUCCGAGCCAGAAAUUGACCCCACUGAGCUUUUCAGAGCUCCGUUGGUGGUGGACUGGGACCAGAACUUGAUUGCUUGUGAUGAAGAUGGUUUGGAGACCAUUUUGGCCAAGUACAAGGCUGCAGCCGACGAAAAGUAA
Messenger RNA from Sungouiella intermedia, 534 nucleotides. Lineage: Eukaryota; Fungi; Ascomycota; Pichiomycetes; Serinales; Metschnikowiaceae. The record is from the annotation of a GenBank genome assembly.